GCGGCAAGUUCGGAAUAUCUGUUUGAUCCUCCAUCUCUCUUUUGAAUCUCAAUACCCCUCCCUCAUGCCUGGAGACUGGAUCAUCGUUUAAGAUCCAUCUAGGAAAUGCGAAGUCGAUCAUCGGGCCGGGCAGUUUCGCAUAUUGUUCGACAAUCGCUGCGGCGCGCAUUGCAUGCCAAUACGGAAUCCACUGGGAUCAAUUCAAGCGUGAAGAGCACCGCACAAUGAUGCACUGAAUACACGCACAAUCGAAAACGACGCGGAUAUGGAUCAAGCAGAGACUGGCAAACUGGCCGGUGGGCACAAUGCAGAUACCCGAUAUAGACCGCCAACUCUGGAGGAGGCUCUGGCAUACACUCCAGUCACUUCGAUCUUGCCUUUCAAUCCAGAGAUCAUAAGCGCCCCAUCCGUGAGCCCCCCGAUCUCAUCGACAGCUUUUACACCUUCGAAGGAGCGCGAGACUGGCAAAGUGGAGCUGGAGAACCUCGGUCGAUUGGCACAAGAGGCACCAACUUCAGUCAGACUGGAACAGACUUUAAAACACCUAGGUGAUCUGCUACAGAGAGAUGGGUUGACUCAAUAUAAGUUUGCGAAACCUCCUGGUUUCACUUCGGAAACAGCGGCAUCGUCAUCGAGGCCUUCUAAGAAGCGAACAGGCCAAAGUGCUCUCGAUGAACUGUCACCCUUCGCGAAGAUGGUCUUAAAGCGAACCAAUGUCGAUUUUGCAUAUUCGAAAGCACCGGCAUCGACUGCCAAGUCGCGACAGCAGAGAACGCCAUCAACGACUCCAGUUUCCAUGCAAUCCCCGGGCACUCGUCAAACCAUCAAGGCGGAAAGCAGGACGCCUACGGUUGAGAGGAAGUCACCGCUUCCACCACCAGUUCGAUCGGCGCAUAUGGAGGUCAAACCGCGCGUAACACCACCACAUCUGGAACGGGCACCCUCGAAUAAUCAAUCCCAAGUAUCCAGUAUGGGAUACGUGGAAGUUCAAUCUCAGAACGCGACCGCCAUCGACCAUAAUGCAUCGAUGACGAUCAAUCCAUCUUUACUGAUGAAGGCCCCCCCUCAGCCAACUUCACAAGUCAUUAUUCCGCCGCCGUCGAGCCCUCUGAGUAGCGUUCCUCCAUCAUCUAACCCCCAGCCUCCAUCCCAGCAGUCUACUUCAAAGCACAGUGCUCCUCCAUCUCAAACUCCAAAAGAGCCCGUUGUCAAGCGUCAGUUGAAUGGGAAUGACAUGAUCAUGACCCCGUCCAUUCCGAGCUCCUCUCAAGCCGACUACGUUGCGGAUCCACGAAUUGAUGCUCGCGUUGCUGCUAGAGACACCUUUAAUAUCUCGAAGAAACGAAUACACGAUGAGAUGACAGGCGGUGAAGGUUACGUCUCAAUGAGCGUCGACGUCCGACACAAGGCAAACGCAGAAUUACACAAGUUGUUGGAGCUGGUGGAAGACCUGCUAGAGACAGAAAAUGCAUGGGAUCCAGACGCAUCACAGGUCAAUCAAUCAGAUGUUGGUCGCUACUUCAUCAUUGGUGCAUCAUGGGUCGACCAAGAUGCACCUAGCUCGUCUGUUCCCCGUUUGCUUCCCCAAACGCAAGCAAAGCUGGACAAGGCUAUACAAACGGUCAUCUCGGCCAAGAGGUUCCAAGAGGUAUCCGCGGACAGCUUGGUGCGAAUACAAAGAAUGUGCGAAGCAUCAAUUGUGCCGGUUGAAAGGCUGAAGCUUCUUGUGAGUGGCUCCUGGACCGAUCAGGAUAUUCAAGAUUGGGCCGGCAGCCUUGCCACUGCGGAGCAUGGAAUGCAAGCAGCAAAAUUGCUAUUGCGUAUCAUGUGUGCAGGAAGAGAAGAGAAGGUCCUGUAUUCGGAACAUUUGGUCCGCCAGACUCUUGACGCGGUGAAACAUGUGCUUGAGAUGUGCCUAUUGCCAGCAGUCGAGACGAGGAAUAUGGAAGCUCAAGCCGACGUAUUCCGUAUAUUGGCUACACACAAGAAGCCAUUGUCCAACCUCAUGGCGAUAGUCGGCCGCGUCUUCAGGCUUCUUGGCGAUCUUAUUGCGAAGGUGGACGUCGCGGAAACGGCUAUCAAUUCAGUCGAGGACACUGCCGUCAAGCUCAUCUUUGUGGAAAAUGCUCAUGCAGAAAGGGACUCGGCGCUUGGCACACAGAAAUAUGAGACACUCCGUCGUACCGCCAUGGACACUUUGGCGCGAGUGUUCGCCAAGUACUCCGAAAUGCGACAGGGAAUUUUCAACGACAUUCUUACCAGCCUGGAACGGUUGCCGGUGCAGAGGCAGUCCGCGCGGCAGUAUCGCCUCAUUGAGGGCAAACCCAUACAACUCGUCAGUGCUCUGCUGAUGAGAUUGGUUCAAAUGGCUGGCGCACCCCUGCGUGAAGACGCCCGAAGGAGGGCAAAGGCUGCAAUGGCCAAUGGUGGAGAAAGUUCGGAUGAAGACGAGGAAGACAUCGAAAGUGAUGAAGAGCCACUGGCGAAAACCAAGCCCCAGGCUGUUGUCCAAGCUAUGGACCUUGAUAUGGUUGGUGACAUGACUAUCUCCACUGCAAUGAAGGAGCUUAGGAGUAUUAGUACUCCUUUGUUCUCGAGUGCACAGCAAAGUGCGAGACACCUGGUUGGUUUCCUCGUCUCGAAAGCUCUAGGCGCUACCAAGACUGGAGAUACUCCGUUCCGAAAUCUCCUGGACAUUUUUGUUGAAGAUUUCUUGAACGUUCUCGGUCACGCGGAAUGGCCUGCAGCCGAACUGCUUCUGCAGACCCUCCUGACGCAGAUGGUCGGUCUUGUGGAAACCGACAAGAUGGCCACCAACGCAAAAGUCAUGGCUCUUGACCUGAUGGGAUUGAUGGGCUCUGGCAUCUCCGAUGUUCAGUUAUAUGUGCAGCACAAUUACCGGUCUCUCGAUACUCGGGAUUCCGAUCUUUCUGUCAGACUAUCGAUCAUCGCCGAUACCGUCCUCGAAGAGCGACAAGCAGAUCUCGACGGCCUGGAAUUCGACGGCCCCUAUCGAACCGCUAUUGAAUAUCUUCACACGAGGGAGAGUGGAAAUGAUCCCCAGAAUCAGAGCGCAAGAGGCUUCACCAUGGCCCAAUGGGCGGCCCAGCUUUUGGUAGUGUUCGAAACAGCGCGAAAGAGAGGCGAUGACGCCGAUGCAGAAUUGCCACGCGAUCUUCUCCUUCAAGUCCGGAACAUGAUCGCGGACGACAGUUGGCUCCAAACGGAAUACGAAUUCGAGACCGUGUCCGACACCCAAGGAAGGAUCGCAUCCGCACUCGUAGCGUUGAAUCUACCGUUCUGCAGAUCUUUCAAACGGAUAUUCCACACGCUGCUCCUGUCAAUGAAUAGUGAUCAAGCAUCUCUCAAGAGCCGGAGUUUGAAGAGCGUGGUUCAACUCCUGGAGAAGGACCCGAAGAUUCUCGACAAAGGCAACCAUGUCAUCAACCACAUCCUUCGGUGCAUGGGAGAUCCUUCGACAAUGGUCCGAGAUUCCGCGCUAGGACUACUAGCAAAGUGUCUGACACUGAAACCAUCGCUCGAGAACGAGGUCUGUGAUCGUAUCAUAGCUCGAUCUGCGGAUGCGGCCGUUGUAGUCCGAAAGCGCGUAAUGAAGACCCUGAAGGACAUCUACUUGAGGAACGAGAGUCAAGAUGUCAAGGCCGCCAUCGCGGAUACUCUUCUUCAACGGAUUCGGGAUACCGAAGAAUCCAUCGCAGAUAUGGCGAGACAAACCUUCGAAGAGAUCUGGAUCACACCAUUUGUCGAGUCCAAGGGAACAGACGAGGACCCGCACAUGAAUCUACGCCUCAAGAAGCAGGUAGCGCUGAUUGUCAGGACUGUACAACGCGGGGAUGGCGUACUCAGCGUCCUCGAGUCACUUCUCCACAGUGCUCUCUCUCCCCAGUCGAAGCAUGCAUCUAUCAACACCGGGGUUUGCAAGACCAUGGUUGCAGCGAUGUUUGACGCGAUUAUCGACAACGACCAAGCGUUCAGCGGUCUGCCGCAGCACAGUAUCCUUCAGACAAUGGCAGUAUUUUCCAAAGCCAGCCCGGCGCUCUUUACGGCGGAUCAAUUGAAGCUAUUGGAGCCGUAUAUUAAGAACCUUUCGAACACCGACGAUCUAUUAAUUUACCGAUCGGUCAUCAGCAUCUUCCGAUAUACGAUGCCGUCGCUGUCCUCUCUCCAGAAAGGAUUUUUAGAGAACGUCCAGCAAGCGCUCCUCAGCAGCGUUGCGAAACUUGGAAAAAGCGAACUCGAAGAGGUCGCUUCAUGUCUCUGGAUUAUUGAUAGCGUCCUUGAAAAUACGGAGAGACUUAUCCGGCUUAUUGUGUCCGUGAUUCGCGGCAUCGGUGCCAAGAAACUGGUCAACUUCAAUGACGCUGCACAGGCCGUGGAACUCAACCGAGUCAAGCGGUACAUCAUGAUUGCUGGCUACUUCGGAAAGGCGUGUGAUUUCGAGAAGUAUCUCAACGUUUUCAAGAAACAGUUGGGCUAUCCAGGUUCUACCGUAUCAGGCAUCAUCAUUGAUGUCCUCAUCCCGUUUGUGAAGACAAAACAGCCGAUCGAUCUUCGUGAAGCAGCCCUCGAGAGUAUCGGCAUGAUAUGCCAAGCUUGGCCACAACAAUUCAACCGGCCGGAUGUCACUCGAGCCUUUGACUUAGUCUUUAUCAACGAUGACAUGAAGCUGAAGUAUGUCGUGCUCCUCUGUAUACGCGACUUUUUUGCCGCCGAAGAGAAGCGAUCCGAGACAGGUGCAGAGAUCAAGGUUGGUGAGGGUGUGAAACACGGCCAGGCACGUCUUCAAAAGUCACUCGCGGCCAAUGAAAAUGAUGGCGUUUCGACCUGUCUUGCGCAGAAUUACCUCCACUAUAUUCUCAAGCUUGCGUUGGCCAAGCCGGAUGAACAGGCCUUCCUUGCGACGCAGAUCAUUGCAAGUAUCAACCGACAAGGCUUGGUGCAUCCUAAGGAAUGCGGUCCGGCCCUUGUCGCGCUCGAGACCUCUCCACAUGAACAAAUUGCUGCGAUUGCCUUCCAAGAACACCGCAGCUUGCAUGAAAAGCACGAGAGCAUGUUUGAGAAGGAGUAUAUGAAGGCAACCAAUCAAGCCUUCACAUACCAAGCGGAUGUGCUCAGCGACUCCAAGGGCACCACGGGCCAGCCACCCGUUGCGAAGAUGAAGCCGCUUUACGAAGUGCUCAAGAUCGGAAACAGCAAAGUGCGCAAACGGUUCUUGCAAAAUCUCUGCUCGCGAUGCGAUAUUGAGCCGGUGAAAUUUCAGAGCAAUCCGGAAGGUAGUCGGCAUGGACAUUUCGUCCGGUUCUGCAUGGAGAACCUUGCUCUUUUCGACUAUUCUCGGGUCGAUGAGCUGCUUCAUGUGGUUUCCUGCAUGGAAAAGCUAGUUACCUCUAGCGGAACGACAGUAGCCCAUAGCAUCGAGACGGAGAUAUUAAAGAUGGGCAUGAACAGCCAGCAAAACCCGACGAACAGUGGACCGCAAGCCGAUAUAGCGAUGCAAAAUGGUGAUGUGCAAGUCAACGGGUUCGACUACGCACAAGCCAAUGGAUUAGCGGUGGGCGAUGUCGGAAACCAUCAAUCCCUUCCAGCAGUUCCCGAUAUCGACCCAAGCCGUCUCAACACGCUCUCCUUAUCGGCCGUCAUCCUGUUGACGAUCUGGGAAACCCGCAGCCACCUCCGCCGUGCCUGGAACCUCGCGAAGCCACACGCCUCCAAGCAAUCCAAACCGAGCGUCAAAGACAUGAACAAGACCCCCAUCCGCAACCCCGCGUUCCCCCACGACAAGUUCCUCGAGCGCAUCGCGUCCCUCCAUCACCUCCUCGCCACCCCUGCAUCCGAGAUCGAAGCCUGCCAGUCCCUCGUGCACCUUCUCAGCGUCGACAACGAGCAUCGCAUCGUCGACAACGAGGACGACGACGAGGUCGCGCGCAUGGCCGCCGGGUACGAGACGCCGAGCGACGCGGGGGGCGGCGCGAGCGAGAACGGCGGCAGCGCGGAGAAGCGGGGCCGGAAGCGGAAGAGCAGUAUUAGUCUGGGGGGGCAUCUGGGCAUGACGCCGAAAAAGAAGCGGGGGCGGCCGGGGAGCGCGAAGAAUAAGGGUGGCGCGGGAGGGAGGAGGAAGAGUACUAGCAGCGGGGACGAUGAUGGGUGGGAUUGAACUUGAGGGUAUCUGAGGGGUCUAGAGGCGCUAAUACGGGCGCGAGUUUCGGAUCAGAUGAAUGUGGAGAUCCACGGAGUAAUCGGGGUAUGUCUUCGAGCAUAGGAAAUCGGAGGCGCUUCACUGGGAAAUGAUCAUGGCUCAAUGGGACUGCAUAGAUUAUGGCUGCAUACUGCUACUUAAUAUAUAUUCACGGCAUUAAGACGGUUUAGACGGAUCGGAAGUGAAGGAGACGACGAGUGAAAUUUAGACAACCAUAGUCUACGUUGCUACGGUCAUGCGGAGAUAAAACCGUUAUGUUGGGACAGUGCCCUGUGAUAGAUGCACUAUACAAGAUAGCAAUGAGCCUCCUCCGUCCGUUCCGAUCCAUUCGCUAAUGCCCAUGUCUCGUUCGAAUUCCGAACCCCCAAACCCAUCCUAAGGUAUCCAGCCGCUCCAAACUCCAUGAUAUG
Molecule: messenger RNA, 6627 nt
Organism: Eremomyces bilateralis CBS 781.70
Lineage: Eukaryota; Fungi; Ascomycota; Dothideomycetes; Eremomycetales; Eremomycetaceae
Exons: 2
Coding region: 266-6175 (1969 amino acids)
Biological process (GO): replication-born double-strand break repair via sister chromatid exchange; establishment of protein localization to chromatin; regulation of gene expression
Cellular component (GO): Scc2-Scc4 cohesin loading complex
Molecular function (GO): chromatin binding
Source: RefSeq, a predicted model, not a curated record